UAUUUUUUUUAAAGUAUGCAAGUUGUGUUAUAAAACACUCUUCAGUUAGUGUUUCGUGAAUAUUGUUUUCGCUGAAGUUGCUGAAUGGAUAUUGUUGCUAUGAGUUUAAAUUGCUUUACAGUUUUUCUAAAUUAAUUUAAUGAUAUCAAGCUAUGAAGGAAUUUUUUUAAAAAAAAUAUCAUUGUCAAGUUGUACUUAAUUUAAUUAUCAAUCCCUUUUUCCUUCUUUCCAUAUGGUAAACUUCAUAGUAAAUGACAUAAAACAAAGGGAAUCUAAAAUUUCUAUCAACUUGUGAUUUAAAAAAAAUAAAUUAAAAUGAAAUUUUAUAAUCGUAUCAAAACCAUAACAGAUCAUUUAUUUUCGAAACAUCUUUUGAUCACUAACACAUCUUUAGGAGUGUUUUUCCUUGGACUCGGUGAUGCAAUACAGCAAAACAUUGAAAAGAAAUUGUAUUAUGGGAAGGUAUAUGAAACCAAAAGAACUAGGAACAUGAUGAUUUCUGGAAGUAUUUUUGGUGUUGCGGGACAUUACUGGUAUCGAUUUUUAGAUGCUAGAUUUCCUGGAACUGCUGUGAAAACAGUUGGCAAGAAGUUAUUCCUGGAAAUGAUUAUUGGACCUCCUGUUUUUUUAGGAUUUUUUUUAGCUAUUGGCUAUUUAGAAGGAAAACCUGUUGAAAAAAGUAUCAAAGAGUUUAAAAAGAAUUUUCUAGUCAUAUGCGCAGCCGACUGGGCAGUUUAUGCUCCUCUUCAAGCUGUGAAUUUCUUUUACGUUCCACCUAGAUAUCGAUUGCUCUAUGUUUGUGUUCUAUGCUUAGCUUAUGAUGUUUUUAUGUCCUACAUUCUACAUAAAGAGGAUAACAAAAAAUUGAUGGCUUCAAAGCAGGAAUGAGAGCUUUUCAUUUUAUCUGAACAAUUUUUUAAAGCAAGGACCAAAGAUCGUUUAAUAUUUGUAUUUAUGGGUAGAUUGGUUUUGUAUUAAGUGGAGGGAUAUUUUAGAACAAAUAUUUCUUUUAAUUUUAUACUGAAAUUAAAAAUUGUGAUAUAUAUGAAAUUGUAUUUGAGACAUUUUAUAUAUAGUAAUCUAAAAGUUGAAUCACUUAAUGUGUAUAUCUUAAUGCAAUUGUUAAUUUCUUAAAAUCUCUACUUUAAUUAUGCAAGACUAGUGAUUCAAAAUCUAAGUUUGAUACUCUAUGCAUUUAUUUUGGAAAAUAAUAUUUUAGAAAUUAUACAUAUAUUAGAAAUGGAUUUAUUUCUGUUUUUUGUUGCUCUGAAUACUCAUAUUUUGCAUAUCUGUCAACUUCGAAUAAUUAAAUUUAUAUAUUUAUUAAAUGUGCCAGUAGUAACAAAACACUGCAUACA
Molecule: messenger RNA, 1358 nt
Organism: Argiope bruennichi
Lineage: Eukaryota; Metazoa; Arthropoda; Arachnida; Araneae; Araneidae
Product: mpv17-like protein 2
Exons: 4
Coding region: 316-888 (190 amino acids)
Biological process (GO): mitochondrial ribosome assembly
Cellular component (GO): cytoplasm; membrane
Source: RefSeq, a predicted model, not a curated record